GCCGCUUUCUUUCACGAAUUGAGCGUAGAACAGUGCAGAUUGACCUGGAAUGAACAACUGUUAUGGGCAGCAAGAUCUUGCCAUGCUUCGUGUCCGGAACCAUUAUCAAGGGUUUCGGCAGAGGUUCGAAGGCGCUCGGCAUUCCGACAGCUAAUCUCCCAGAAUCCGUAAUCGAUGCUUUGCCGAAGGAUCUGAGUACUGGAAUUUAUUAUGGUUGGGCAUCCUUGCAUGGAAAAGUUUAUAAAAUGGUCGUAAGCAUAGGAUGGAAUCCGUAUUACAAGAAUGAGAAAAAGUCAAUGGAAGUUCAUCUAUUACACAAAUUCCAAAGAGAUUUAUACGGUGAGGAGCUCAAGAUUAUAAUUGGUGGAUAUAUAAGACCAGAAAAAGAUUUCUCUUCUUUAGACGAACUCAUCACAGAGAUAAAGAAUGAUAUUGUAAUCGCAGAGCGUCAAUUGGAGGAACCAGUUGUAAAUAAGCUGAAAAAUGAUGAUUUUUUAAUGAUUAAUAAAGCAUAUCCGUAAUAAGAAAAAUGUAAAUCUUUGUCUGAUAAAGAAAAUUUUUUGUAAAGAAUUAUUUUUGUUACUUCUAGAGUUGCAUAUUUAAUAACCUUCCGCCGGCAAAAUGGAAUUUUAUCUUUCAUCAGCUCUGGAUCUCUGAAUUUCAAUGCAAUUUUUAUAUUGUUCCGAACUGUAUGAAAAUCUGAAAAAGUGCUGGUGCUUGCCAAAGCUUAACAAAGUCCUCUUGCUCCGUUUGACUAUGCCUAUCUGAUUCAAAACAUUUCUUGCAAGGACAAUAAAACUAUUGAGCAGAUUGAGGCAGCUUGUCAUGAAUUCUUUGCGUUUAAAAAAUUCGAAGAUACAGAAAUCAAAUCUGACAUUUUCAAGAGAUAGAUUCAACAGAUUCAUAGAGAAUUAUUGAAUAUGUCGUCCGUAUUUUGAAGAAUUGUCAUCAUUUUUUAAUAAAUUUGUAUAUAAAAACCGAGAAGAAUUAUUCAGAAUUUUGUUGACAAUUUAGUAUAUAAAAUAAUAGAAAAAAUGUGUGUGGAAUAAGAACAUACUACUA
This is a messenger RNA of Atta colombica, 1062 nucleotides long. RefSeq names its product riboflavin kinase (gene Rfk). The coding region runs from base 63 to 521 and encodes 152 amino acids. The record is from RefSeq and is a predicted model, not a curated record. Gene Ontology annotation, molecular function: riboflavin kinase activity. Lineage: Eukaryota; Metazoa; Arthropoda; Insecta; Hymenoptera; Formicidae. Gene Ontology annotation, biological process: riboflavin biosynthetic process; FMN biosynthetic process. The transcript is spliced from 4 exons. Gene Ontology annotation, cellular component: mitochondrion.